GAAGAUCCUCCUCCGUCUCGCCCGACCGGUGCCAUGCCUGUCAUUGAGGGUUUGGGACGACUUCUGGUGCCAGAGGCUGACGCCACCUAUGCCACACCAACACAGGACUCACCAGCGAAGGUGGGCCACGUGGCCUCGCUGAUCGACACCUGGCAGAACAGCCCCAUGAGCGAAGCCUUCUCGCCGAUGGGCGCACGCAGGACCCAGAAGCUUUUCGUCGACGGCCGCAUCAAAGUGGAAGGCAUCUUAGACUUGGCUGAGAGGCUGGCACGUGUGGAGACCCAGCAGCGCAUCCUCCACGAGUCCCUGGCAGGGAUCGAGAGGGGAGGAGCGCUGAACCGCUGCGAGGAGCAGGAGGUGAAUGGAAGCGCUUUGAAGCUUCGUUUGGAGGCCUUGGAGGAGCAACUCUGCCGAGAUUUGGUCGUGCAGAACGGAAGCUUGGAGAUGCUUCAAACGCAGCUGGGUAGCCUUCAUGAGCAGCUUCCCAGGACCGUGGCGGCUCGCUUGGAGGAGCGAUUCAAUUUGGAGCUUCCCAAGGCGCGGCAGAGCACCACCCAGCAGAUCGCACGAGAGGUGCGGGAGGCGGUGCGGGGCGAGUAUCAGCGCUUGGUGUGGCAGCUCGCAGGGCCCGAGCCACGCGAGGUCCUGACCACCAGAUCACCCAGCUUGGAGAAGGCACAACUGGAGCCUCCACCGAAACCUGCUGAGCCGCGCCCGGGCGCUUGAUGCUGUCAGUUUCUCCGGUGGCCACUUGUGGCUGCGCUGGGUGUGUACCCGCAAGACCCAUGAAAGAGACCUAGCUGAGUGAAA
Durusdinium trenchii is the source of this 810-nucleotide messenger RNA. Lineage: Eukaryota; Dinophyceae; Suessiales; Symbiodiniaceae. The record is from the annotation of a GenBank genome assembly.